This is a messenger RNA of Ostertagia ostertagi, 360 nucleotides long. The record is from the annotation of a GenBank genome assembly. NCBI's taxonomy places the organism in Eukaryota, Metazoa, Nematoda, Chromadorea, Rhabditida, Trichostrongylidae.
AUGUGUGUUCAGCAAAUCGAUUUCGAUCGGUUGGAUUUUGGAGAGGCGAAUGCGCUCGACACGUUCUACAAUGCCGAUGUCGCACUGGUUGACGUUACAGUGCAACAGCAACAACCCAGUUUGUGUUACCAUAUUGGUGUACGCGAAAGUAUGAACCAAUCGUACAACAUCUUGAUGACGUACAUCGCCCCCGAUUCUGAAUAUCACAUCAUCGACGCCCUUAAGAAAACCCAUGCUCAUUUGCCGAUGAUCGUCUAUAUGAAGUUUCCCGAAAGUAACACUCUGCAGUCCUACGAUAGGAAUAUGAAUGUGAGUAGUAUUUUUAUUAUUGUUUUAUUUAUUUGUUGUUUACCUUAUUGA